Messenger RNA from Dichomitus squalens LYAD-421 SS1, 1725 nucleotides. RefSeq lists its product as uncharacterized. The coding region runs from base 135 to 1268 and encodes 377 amino acids. The record is from RefSeq and is a predicted model, not a curated record. NCBI's taxonomy places the organism in Eukaryota, Fungi, Basidiomycota, Agaricomycetes, Polyporales, Polyporaceae. The transcript has 3 exons.
CCUCCUCCUCCCCACUUCCGCCAGGUUUCGUGCAGUCUCCUGCACAGCCAUCGUUCUUUAACUCCCCACUGUCUCUAUAGACUCGGUUCUCCAACCAAACGACACUCAUUUUGUGGAAAUAGGCCAUCUCGAUCAUGUACGCCUUUAGGACUCUCCUUGCUGUCUUUGCCUUCUCUCUCCUGUCGGUCUCGGCUGCUCCAGCACACCACCGUCGGAGGACUUGCAAGGCUCCCAGUGUCUCUGCUUCCGUUGCGACGAGCACGUCUGUUUCGUCUGCGGUCUCCACGAGCACUGCGGUUGCGUCGACUUCAACGCACCUCACAAGUUCGAAGGCAUCCUCGACCCACGCGUCCGGCAGCACCGUCAAGUCUUCCAGCUCCUCUCACCACUCCACCAGCAGCAGCGCGCAGCCCUCUGCUACCGCUAAUGCUGGCCCCACCAGCUUGCUUAAGAAGCUCUUCCCUGUCUCCCACAGCGCGUCCUGGACUACCUCCACCGCGUCCGAUGCCGCUCUCCCGCUUGAUGACGGCACUCUCGGUGUCGAGAAGCUUCUUUCAGAGCUCUCGCACAACUACGUGACCGCACCGGACGGCAAGAAGUCGAUGCAGGCGCACUACCCGGAGGGCUCCUACACCUAUGACCACGAUCCUCAGGGCGGUCUUUCCUUCUACGCCACCGGCCCGUCUCAGUUCGACCUCGACAACGCCAAGGAAGUCACAUUUUCGUACUCCGUGUACUUCGACGAGGGCUUCGACUGGAACAAGGGUGGCAAGCUUCCCGGUGUCUUCGGCGGCAACUCCUUCGACAUCGCUGCCUCGUGCUCCGGUGGCCGUCGUGACGACCGCUGCUUCUCGGCUCGUUUCAUGUGGCGCACCGAUGGCAAGGGAGAGAUGUACACUUACCUCCCGCCCGAUUUCUCUGCCAAUAAGGCUGUUUGCAACGUCGCGCCCGAGUCCGACUGCAACGACACCUAUGGUGCCUCCGUCGGCCGUGGCUCGUUCUACUUCAAAGCCGGGGCCCGUACCACGAUCGGCCAGCGUGUCCGUCUCAACGACGUCGGCCAGGAAAAUGGCGAGAUCGAGCUGUUCGUCGAGGGCAAGAGCAUUUGGACCGUCUCGGGCCUCGUUCUCCGCAGCUCCAGCGCGGGCAAGUUCCAGGGCAUCCAGAUGCAGACGUUCUUCGGAGGCCACGACUCCUCGUGGGCGUCGCCCAAGUCGCAGAACACGUACUUCUCCGACUUCUCGAUGGCCAUCACGGAUACAUUCUGAGCAGCUUCGCUCUCCGUGAUACGCUCCUUGGAGCCUCCCUUGGUUCAACAAUACGAUCCCUGACGUCACCAUUGGUCCCGGUCCACACUCACGUGGCACGCUUCCCUGCUUCACGCAUACACACAUCCACCUGCAUCUCCCGUUACAUACUCGAUCUCUCGUCUCUGCCAUUCCGUCUUUGCUUUUUUUCCCUUCCUGCUCCAUCGUUCGCUACUCUAUUACUAUUGUUACAUUCGCGCCCGUGCUCGACGCACCUGUUCUUCGCUCUCGAUUCUUACCACAAGUUCACAACUGGUUAUGGAUUUCGCGUAUAAGGGUCGCGAGACACGACGCGCAGCGGACGCGUCGCAGGGAGGAACGGGAUUGGGCGCCGCGAUGCGUAUCGCAUAUGUAUCGCUAGACAGAUAGAUUUCUGUGUCGCCAGUCGCUUUGACGUUGUUGUGAAUACAUAUGUCGC